Messenger RNA from Magnolia sinica, 1047 nucleotides. RefSeq names its product pumilio homolog 6, chloroplastic-like. The transcript is spliced from 5 exons. The coding region runs from base 642 to 986 and encodes 114 amino acids. The record is from RefSeq and is a predicted model, not a curated record. Lineage: Eukaryota; Viridiplantae; Streptophyta; Magnoliopsida; Magnoliales; Magnoliaceae.
AGCUAUUACACACAAGAUAAUGGAAAGAGUGUUUCUGCAUCCAUGCAGGUAUUAUUGUUUGAAUGAUCUUAUUAUUCACCUAUGGUUGUAAUAAUUUAGAAACUAAAAAUUUUGUUUGUUUUAUGACAUCUUUGUUUCAGAUUUCUGAAUUUGUUUCCGCAAAGGCAGAUUUUGGAUCUGAACUAGCUAUAAGUACUAGAACAAAGCUUGAGCCAGGUGAUAAGAUUAAAGUGCUUGGUCACUCAAUCAGUUGUUCUCAAUUAUUUGUAUGAAUGCAAUGAUUAAAUGUUUUAUAUACGUAAUGAUUGUUUUAUUGGUGAUAAUAAGAUGCCCUUCUGCUUGACUUAUUAGUUACUUGGUGGCAACAACAUGGGAUUAAUUGCUUACAACUCCAGAGGAUUGCCAUAGGCAUAUUAAGUCAGAGAUGCUCUUCGUUUGUUUGCAAACACAGCUGGAGUUCAUUUGAUUAGAUGCAUUAUAAAAUUACCUUUUACAUGCCCAAGAGCACCCAACUAAGCAUUCAGCACGCAACUCAAACCAAAUCAAUCCAAAUCAUGGGCUCUCACGUAGAUGUAUCUUAAACCAAAAUCUUUUAAUAUCAGGUAUUUAACUGGGAAUAUGCUGACUGGGCCUAUACCUGGAUGGAUCUUGCAAAGAAGCAACAACUUGCUGUGGACAUUUUUGCAGCUUCCUCAGCUUCUUCUAUCAGCAGAUUGUCUAUAAUGAAAGAAAUUGAGAAGAUGUUGUGUGUUCCGACAUCAGAAGAAGAAACAUUAUACCCUCCAAAUAAGCCUAUAAUACAGGCACAAAGAGGAAGUGAGAAGUUUGAUGACCCAAAUCCAUUUUCUUUUCUAGAAGAGUUGAAAUCCAAUAAGGCCUGUAGAUUUGAGCUAUCUGAUAUUGCUGGACGUAUUGUUGAGUUCAGGCAAGCUUCUAUAUUAACUUCUACAAAUCUUAUGCAUGAAAGUAUAUUUGUAAUUUUGUAAUAUAUUUAAUAUGCAAGAAAGUAAUCGUUUUGUGCAUGUUUGGCAUCAGUUCUGACCAACA